Molecule: messenger RNA, 2024 nt
Organism: Centrocercus urophasianus (Greater sage-grouse)
Lineage: Eukaryota; Metazoa; Chordata; Aves; Galliformes; Phasianidae
Gene: CUNH10orf95
Product: chromosome unknown C10orf95 homolog
Exons: 2
Coding region: 612-1283 (223 amino acids)
Source: RefSeq, a predicted model, not a curated record
GCCCUUCUAGCCAGGCACGCUGUUUGCUCUAUGUCUGCUCGGAACGCGGCGUGCCUGGCCUCCAGUCGCCAUGGAAACGGCGAGCUCUGGCCUGAGUGCGUCCUUCCUAUCGCCUUCGUCAUCAGCUGCAUAGGAACACCUUCCAACGUUCGUUUUACAUUGCGUUGGCCAGAGCAUAAGAGAAAAAGAGUCUGCAAUUGUCUUCUACAAUUCCAGAUCAACUUUGAGCACUUUCUCUGGAGCCGGAGGUGUAACAUUGCCUUGGCCUCUCCUUGCAGCCCUUGCUCUGACCCAGCACUGUUUUCUACGAAACAGAGACAGGACCCCAGUCUCUGCUUUCAGAAGCACCACCGCACCCUGUUACUUCCUGCUGCUCUUGUACAGUAGGAUUACCAGCAGCUUCCUAACCGCACGGCUUUUAUAAACUCGUGGAAGCUGGCAGUUAGCUGCGGUUCUUGUAACUAAGGGAGGGGCAUGGAGGCGCUCAGCCCAGCUGCAGCCCGUGAAGGCAGCACAGGUGCUCGAGAUUGGCCCGCAGGACAGCAGAGCUGUUGAAACUCAGCAACUGCUCUGGCCAAGUAUUCCUCGGGUAAAGCCCCAGCUCCUGUACCAUGUACCAGCCCAGCUUUGUACCACGGGACUACUGUCCAGCCAUGAUCCCAUCUCCUCACACCUACCUGCCACUGCGCCCUGCGAGAGCGGAAGACCCAAGCAGCUCCACGAUGUUCCCUCCCAUCUACAUGCACAACUUCUACAGCCGCCCCAUGACCUUUGUGAUAGACAGAAGCAGCUACCCUGACUAUGUGGGCAGUCAGGUGGAGUACCACCACUUGUACAGUGCUUCCAACCCCUACUUCCAUCCGUACUAUACCUGGCAUUUACCCCCUGUGGUCCCUCUCCCACUGUAUAAUCCCUAUGCAAACUACAAUCCCUAUGCUGCCUACCACAGGUCAGACCACUAUCGAGACACGUGGCCAGAUGGCUUCACCAUGAGAGGGGAGCUUCAGUGGGGGAAGCUUGCAAAGGUGUUUGGACCAAGGAAAGACCUCCCAGAAUUUGUGAAGGAUGAUCUCCGGAGGGUUUACGGCACCUACCCACGGACCAAUGUCUCCAUCACCUACCGGAAAGGGGAGUUCUUAGUCAAAGCGGACCCCAAGGUAGGAGAGCAGGAGUACACAGUGGAGAAAAAUGUCAUCCAGAGGGCUCUGACCCCCAGUGCCAGUGAAGCAGAUGACAGCAGUGAGGACCGGAACAGGAAGAAGAAAAAGAAACUGAGACGUUGAUGUAGUUGGUCACACAAUAAACAUGCUCUGCAGCUCCAGGGAGUCAGCUGGAAGCUAGGAAGCAGCUCAAGCAAUGGGUGCCACUGCUCCCCAUGGCUUUUAACUCCUCUGUCCCUCACAAGCUUAUGGUAGCUUCUCCUGUUUGAUGCACAAUGCCCGUCCUGUGAAGAAACCACCUGGCACUUGUCUGUCUGUCAGAUCAGCUCUUUGGUCCUGGUUUUGGAAUCCACUGGUUUGGUUGGGUGGCCAUGGGCUGGGAGGGGAUUCCCAGAGAGCAGCCCCUGGUGAGAUGGCCCUCUUCAUACACUGUCCAGGGGGAGGUCCUGGGAGCUGGAUCCCUUUCUGGCACUCACCUGAGGAGAUAAAACUGGAUUUCCUUCAAGUUGAAGGCAGUGCAAGUCCCAGAGGGGAGAGGGGUGCUCUGGAACUGUAAAGAAUAUCUGUGUAUCAUCACUGCUGUUUUAUGGAUGUAGCACUUAUGUACUUAUGGUGUGAUGCCCGCACACAGCACUUUGCUGCACUCUGGCAGAAGAUCUCCGUGUCCUGAUCCUCUUACACUUGGUAACCUUGUGCUUGAUCCUCCUGGCCAUGUGUCCUGGCUGAAGUGGCUGCCUGAGGCUCUCUCCUGGGUCUGACCCAGCUCUGGCUGGGGGUGCUGCCUUGCUGCAGAUAGCAGAGCUCUGUGUCCUGUGGCACCUCUGCAGCUGCUCUCCUGGGUCUGAGAAUGACUUGCUUGUAAAC